CCUUUCCGGCUUUCAAUAGUCUUGAAUGCAAUGGGACUUUCAGAUCUCACUGCUGUCAGUAUCACAAAUCUACAAAACACGAAAUUUUAACCAUAAUAAUCAUUAAAAAUCAUGAAAAAAUAGAUCAAAUUCGAAUUGACGUGUCAUAUUUUCGUAUCGUUAUGGCGGUACGAAAAUCCCACCUGAGACUGGUUUGCCAUAAUGAAGAAAUCAACAAGAUUGAAACUUAUUACAAAUUUGAACGAAUAAAAUAUUGCAAACAGAUAAUUGUGAGGGUAACUGCUGAUACCAUUUAUCAGUAAAUCUUAUGUAAGAUUUUAUGGAACACGUGAUAUUGAUGAGUAAUAGAGACUCAGUAUCGUAGAACUACUGAUAUAAGCUGUCGAUAAUCAUUCUCUACAUCUGUAACGAAAAAGUUAGGAGGAGCCGCGAUAAGUAUAUUGCAAAUGAUAGUUUUCUUUUGAGGAUAUUUAUAUUGGAAAUUAUUUUAUACUUAAAAGAAUUAAGAAUGAUUCCACACGAUAUGAAGCUGAAAAAUGGAGUCGACGAUGAUAGAAUGACUGGCUCUGAAUGUAAAUGCAUCAGCGAAAUUCAGGAAACGGUACAGUGUGAAAAUAACCAGAAAAUGUUGAUGGAGAAUUGUGAAUCAACCAGUCCAUUAUAUUUACGUGUAUUUUCUGCACUGUUGUAUGGAUUUUCAUCAUUUCUAAUCAUUGUCAUCAAUAAAAUAGUUUUAACUACAUAUAAAUUCCCUUCCGUUCAUGCUUUAGGGAUUGGUCAGAUGAUCGCAACCAUUGUUGUAUUAUAUUUAGGCAGGAGUUUACGUAUUGUGAGUUUUCCAUCCUUGUCAUUUGACAUACCAAAUAAAAUUUGGCCUAUACCACUUUUUUAUGUAGGAAAUUUAAUUUGUGGUUUAGGUGGAACUAAACAUUUAAGUUUACCAAUGUUUACAGUAUUAAGGAGGUUUACUAUUUUAAUGACUCUUGUAGGGGAAUAUAUAGUAUUAAAAAUAAGACGAAGCAGUGCCAUUAUUUCAACAGUAUUUGCCAUGAUUGGUGGAGCAAUUAUUGCUGCUAUUGAUGAUCUAUCAUUUGAUCUGAAAGGUUAUGUUUAUGUUCUUGGAAAUGAUUUUUUUACUACAGCUAAUAACAUAUAUGUCAAGAAAAAAUUGGAAACCAAAGGAAAUGAUCUUGGAAAGUAUGGUCUCUUAUUUUACAAUGCCCUUUUCAUGAUAGUUCCACUUUUCAUCCUAACUUUGUAUAAUGGUGACUUUGAAAAAACAAUGAACUUUUCUGAUUGGAAUAACAUAUUGUUUGUGAUUUCAUUUAUUCUUUCUUGCAUCAUGGGUUUUUUUUUAAUGUUCUCAACCAUUAUAUGUACACAAUAUAAUUCUGCAUUGACCACCACUAUUGUUGGUUGCUUAAAGAAUAUUUUAGUAACAUACAUGGGAAUGUAUAUUGGAGGAGAUUACAUGUUUAGUUGGACAAAUUUUAUUGGCUUAAAUAUCAGUAUAAUUGGAAGUUUGGUGUACACCUACCUCACUUUUGUACAAAAAGAAAAAAAGAAAAGUAUAUCAACUGAACAUCUUUUAACUCAAGUGACUGCAGAAAAGAUAUGAGGGAAAAGACUGAAUAAAGUAAUUUCAUGUUUACAGAAAUUUCUGUGGUGUUUUUGUCAGUUAAACCAUUGAUAGUAUCAUUGUGCCUACUUUAUGUAUAUAAAAUAAAUUAUAAUGAAUAAAGCAGUACAAUAAGAUAGCAUUUAUAAUGAAUGAAAAAUUUUAAAAAAAUUUUAAGUUUUGGUUGAGACAUCUGGUUGCAUGGUUUCCUUCAUUGAGGAAAGUCUCUAUUAUUCACAUUUGGUGAAGGUAUGUAUAUAGAUACAUAUAUAUUUACUGCAAUGCAGUAUGUGUACUACUACAAAGAUAUAAAAAAUAUGAAAAGCUUUAUUUUAGUUACUUUAGUCUGUAAUCUUUUAAUUUAUUUUCUUUCAGUUGUAUUUGUUCAUUCCGUAGUUUAAUUUAUAUUUGCAUUUAAUUUUUAAUGUGCAAUAAUGAUAUUGCAAUUUUGCUCAGCAAUAUGUUUAGCUGUUGAUUGUUAUUUACGGAAGGAAGAGUUAUAAAAGUACAGUUUUAAGAAAUAAAACUUAAUAUAAAUAAAGUUAAAAAUGUUUCAAGUACUAAUAUAAUUUUCAAAUAUAAAUUAUCAUAAAUAUAAUUUGAAAUUUUUAAAAUUACAAUUAAAAAAGAUUACACUUAAAAAAUUAUAUAAUUAAAAUAUUUUUAAAAUAAGGAUAGUUUCAAGUUCUAAAAUUAUAUUUUAUGUAUGUUCAGCUGUAAAUUGCAUAUAUUGUAUUGAAGUUUAAUUAAUGAUUGUUAAAUGAUAUUAGCUCAAUAUUUUAUUGAUUAAACAUCAUCUUUGACUUGAUUGAAAAUGCAAUUGUUGUGAAUAAGCAUUAAACAUAAAGAAUUCUUUUUAUAUACUGAAUUUGUAAUUUUGAAUUCUGUGCACAGCAGUAAAUAAAUAGACAUUAAUUAUACAUUCUGCUUUUACAUCAAAAUAUGAUUGUGCCAAAUUUUUUUGUUAAAUUUUUCUUGAACUAUUGAUAUUAGGAAUGCCAUUUUUGAGAAACAUUAAUCAAGAGAUAUUAUGUCAUCAGUACCAAAAUUUAUUAAAAUUGUGACAUGAAGAUCACUUACUAUAAAUUGGAUUACUCAUUCUAUUAAAAUUUUCCUCAUUUAUUCUAGUCUUUUAUCAAAAUUUACUGUGGUAAUAUUACUUUCAAAUAUGAAACAAAUACAAUUUUUCUUUAAGGUUUUAUACCUGUUUGAAAUAAUUUUGUAAUAGCUAAUUUUAAUGAAGAUUUGAAUGUAUUUUAGAUAUUUAUGAUAACAAUAAAUAUGUACAAAAUAAAGACAGAUUUCAUGAUUUGUUACUAUAAUUAUGUUUUCAGAAACAUUAAAAAAUCAAAAAUUUUAGAAGUUUAAAUUAUUUUUAUUAUUAAGCAUUUUCUAGCUUUGUUUUGUUUGUACCUUACAAAUUUCUCUGAAAAUGAAGCCAAAUUAUUUUGAAAAUAUUAAAUAAUUUAAUUUCUAAAAUAACUGUUUUUAAUUUUGUAAAUGUUUGAACAAGAAUCUAAAUGGUUCUUUUUCCUUACAAAACUUUCUGCCUCAAAACUAUGAAAAUUUGUUUUUUAAUUAAUAAUGCAUUCAGACUAACAACUUUUGAUUGGAUUGAUUCAUUUUUCCCAAUUGAUGAUUUUUUCAAUGUAGGGUCAUUACAAUUGAGUUUUUGCUAUUAAAAGUGAAAAAUAUGAUUGCAGUAACUCGAUAUAAGAAGGAAAUUCAUCUCAAUUCAGAAAGAUGAGUGAUUCAAGUGAAAGUUGGAUGAAAAUAAGAAUACAUUUUGUUUGAAUCAGCUGAUAAUGAAUUAAAAGAAAUUAAAAUUACUAAUGGCAUGGAUUAAUAGAUAAAUUUGGUUCUUACAUUUAACUCAAGUUUUUCAGUAAAUAAACUAAUUUAUAAUAAAUGAUUUUCAUGAAUAGACAAAAAUAAUAUUGUAAUGAAUGAUAUUUUAGAUUGGUACAAUUAUGCCUUGUUAUGGUGAUAAUACUUUAUUGAUUAAUAUUUUGUUACUGGUUUUUUUAUUACUUUUAUCACAUAUUUUCAAUGCAAAUUUCUAUAAGAAUUGAUGAACUAAAAUAUGUUAUUAUAGAAAUUAAUAAUUAACUAUUUUUAUUAUUAUUCAUUUUGUAGCAUAUUUGC
Molecule: messenger RNA, 3763 nt
Organism: Centruroides sculpturatus (bark scorpion)
Lineage: Eukaryota; Metazoa; Arthropoda; Arachnida; Scorpiones; Buthidae
Product: UDP-N-acetylglucosamine/UDP-glucose/GDP-mannose transporter-like
Exons: 14
Coding region: 509-1618 (369 amino acids)
Cellular component (GO): Golgi apparatus
Molecular function (GO): GDP-fucose transmembrane transporter activity; antiporter activity
Source: RefSeq, a predicted model, not a curated record